Molecule: messenger RNA, 591 nt
Organism: Musca vetustissima
Lineage: Eukaryota; Metazoa; Arthropoda; Insecta; Diptera; Muscidae
Product: type-1 angiotensin II receptor-associated protein
Exons: 4
Coding region: 78-557 (159 amino acids)
Biological process (GO): angiotensin-activated signaling pathway
Cellular component (GO): plasma membrane
Source: RefSeq, a predicted model, not a curated record
UUUUAUCAGAGCUUGAAGCUUAAACAAAAAACAACAAAAGUAACUACGACACAAACAACGAUAAAAACAGCAACAAAAUGACGGAUUUAAACGAAUUGAUGGGAUCUGCUUUUGUGCGCGUAAAGCUGGUUGCGUUCGUCCACUUUAUAUUCAUAUCGAAUGCCAUGAUGGGCAUGUGGGGUCAUGGAGCCUAUGAGUUUUAUAACUUCCUCUUUAUCAUAGCCAUGUUCUGGACGAUGCACAGUAAGGACUCCGUGGAAGCCAUACAAGCGGCAUUAAUAAUUGAUACGAGCAGUAUAUUCUUUGAUAUGGUGACCAUUAUUAUCAUGUUCCACGCCAUGAAUGGCUGGGCAGUGGCGUUUUCAAUUAUCAACCUGCUGAUUCGUCCUGUCAGUGUUAUCCUUUUGUAUCGUGAAUUCAAUACACGUGGCGGCAGUUUACAAACUGGAUCUGUAUUCCCCACCACAACACAACGAAGCUAUCAGGAUAUUGAUAGGCCAACACAACCAGUGCCAACCAAUUCACCACCAGGACCCAAUGUGGCAAGCAUUUUCUAAGUCAAACUGGAACCCGUCGACACGAUGGGGAAAA